Molecule: messenger RNA, 1767 nt
Organism: Talaromyces rugulosus
Lineage: Eukaryota; Fungi; Ascomycota; Eurotiomycetes; Eurotiales; Trichocomaceae
Exons: 1
Coding region: 1-1767 (588 amino acids)
Biological process (GO): regulation of DNA double-strand break processing
Cellular component (GO): nucleus; site of double-strand break
Molecular function (GO): protein binding
Source: RefSeq, a predicted model, not a curated record
AUGGACGGCUUCGACGAGGAAGCUUUUAAACAGUUCUUUCCGAGCGGUUUUGGGAAACAAGAGAAGCAGACCGAUGUCGUCGCCCAAAUCGACCGAUCAAAGCGAACUGAUGUGAAGCCGAAAUCCGAAGACGCGCAAAAUGCGCAAAGCGACUUGAGAAUACAAGACUCCAAGGCUGCAGAGGCAGAAGAUUCGGUAAAAGAUUCAGACAGUGAUAGCAAUGAUGAUGACGACGACGACGACGACGAUGAAGACGAAUUCCCCGUAUCGCAUGAGCUCGUGCUCAAGACACACGAACGCGCCGUGACGACAGCGUCCCUUGAUGUAGCUGGAGGUCGACUUGUUUCUGGCUCUACGGACUGCACAAUAAAACUUCACGACUUUUCCUCAAUGACGCCCUCUACGAUCCGAGCUUUCAAGUCCGUCGAUCCGAGUGCAAAGAAGCAGUCGGCAGCACAAGAGACACACCCAGUGAAUUAUGUCGCCUUCAACCCCAUAUCGCCUAGCCAAAUGUUGGUUAUUCCCGCCACGCCCCAGCCGAAGAUUUACGACCGGGAUGGCAAUGUGCUCAUCGAAUUUGUCAAGGGUGACAUGUAUUUGCGGGACAUGCACAAUACCAAAGGCCAUGUCUCGGAGGUUACGUCAGGUGCUUGGAGCCCUACGGACCAUAAAUUAUGCGCCACUGCCGGUACAGACAGUACUAUUAGGAUUUGGGACGUAAAUGUCGGCCGAAAUCAAAAAGAGGUUAUUGUUCACAAGUCCAGGGCUGCUGGUUCAGCGGGAAGGACAAAGGUAACCGCUGUUGCAUGGGCUUCUCCAAAACAGGGCGGGCCCAAUGUACUCGUUGCCGCGGGAUUUGAUGGCAGUAUAGCUAUGUGGAGUGGCGAUGGCCCUUAUACUAGACCAGCUGCAGAGGUCAGAGACGCGCAUACCAGGGAUACUUGGACCGGCGGUGUUGAUAUUAGUGCUGAUGGGCGGUUGGUAGUGACGAGGGGAGGCGACAAUACUAUCAAGCUGUGGGAUACUCGGAAAUUCAAGCAGCCCAUCACGACCGUCAUCCACCAGUCAACUUCAGAUCAUUAUCCAACGACUAACAUCAAAUUCUCGCCAACUGGUACCAACAUCAUCACCGGCUCCGACACGGGCCAUCUCCAUAUCUUGAACCCAGCGACACUAAAACCGGAGCUUGUGACGCCUGUCACACCAGGGUCUCCUUUGGUCACCGUGCUUUGGCACGAUAAAUUAAAUCAAAUCCUAACGGGUUCUGUCAAUGGCGAAAUGCACAUGCUCUAUAACCCGACAAUGUCCACCAAGGGCGCGGCUCUUGUUAUGUCCAAAGCUCCCAAGCGACGGCAUGUUGAUGAUGACCCCAACUUCACAACGGAUAUAUCGCAAGGUUUCUCUGGUGACUCAAUGGGUGUCGGGGCAAACGGCAUGCCUCAGUCAGCGGCGGCAAGCUGGUCUGCUCGCCAUCCCACAGUUGGCCUCACAGUAUCCGGGCGCUCAAGAGAUCCUCGUCGGCCGCAUCUCCCUGCUCAAACUCCGUUUGCAAAGUCGCAGCCUGAUGCAAAGCACAUUCGCGAAAGCAUUCCACUCAGCUCCAUGCGCGACGAAGAUCCUCGAGAAGCAUUGCUGAAGUAUGCGGACAAAGCCAAGAAGGAUCCUAUUUUCACCAAGGCUUGGGAAAAGACUCAGCCUAAGACUAUAUAUGCCGAAAUCAGUGAUGAAGAGGACGAGCGCCCUGACAAGAAAAAAGCAAGGCGAUAG